This is a messenger RNA of Geodia barretti, 1155 nucleotides long. The record is from the annotation of a GenBank genome assembly. NCBI's taxonomy places the organism in Eukaryota, Metazoa, Porifera, Demospongiae, Tetractinellida, Geodiidae.
UUGCCAGUGAGACUGUAACGACUCAGUACAUGGACCACGACUCUGCUGCUGCCAGUCGUCGCAAACGCUCUCGGACACAGUACUACAACUUGAACGGGUGUCUGGAGUGUGAGGUGAAGGAUGCAGAGAUAAAGACACUGCGCAGGAGGAUCCAGGUCAUGGAGGAAGUGGUUGCACUGCUGAACCAGAAGCUGAGUGCAGUGCAGCAGAGCAGCAACGGAGUCCUGUUCAGUCCACUGGUCAUGCCUCCAGUGGUGUCCCAGGUGGUGAUACCUUCAACCUACACCACUCCACCCACCACCUCUGUCAAGGUUCAUACACCAGGAGUUAGUGUUGACAGCAACCACUGUAUCACUGCCACAUCCCCACAUGUGUCAUCUGACACUGAAGAUGCCUCCAGCGACAGUGCCUCCAUUGCAUAUGCACAGGCAGAGUUGUGCCCGUCAGCCGAGCAGCGUGUGGAGCUCAUUCCUGGUACAGGGGUCUACGUGACCCUCCCGCAACUGGAGGAGGCUCGCAGAGAGGCCAAGAACGGAACACAACUGGCCCGCAAACUGAUGGACGCAUUCUGGGACCGGGAGACCCUGGCUCGCUCCUCCCUCUCUUCCAAGAGCAAGUACCAGUACCAGCAGUUGGACCCAAAUGUCAUCAGUGCUAUUGAAGCAUAUUGCCUGAAUUUCGACAGCAACACUCACUCAAGGGACUUGCAUGCCUGCAUGACAGACAAGUGUUGUCAGGCCCGCAGUCGACGAGGGACUCCGUACAAGGUCGCUGCAGCUCUCCAGAAUGGAUUGCUACACAACGGAGUGGUUCAUAAUGGACUGCAUGGAAGCAGCUUGAAUGGCACCUGAGACUCUGCAAUCUUUGACAUUCUCGCAGAUCACUUAUGCUCACUAUAUACCUCCUUCUCCCCCAUGUACCGAGUCACAGUUAGCAGCACAUUAUAGAGGUUUAUUUCAAAAUCAAGAUUGUCUGAGUUAUUGAUUCUCUCCCUUCACUAACCUUUAUACUGUUUUUUCUUAUGUGUUUCAACCAUGUCGCUGAUCUGCAAAACUACCCAAGCUUUUUUUAUACUUUUGUAGUCAUCUCUCUAGUGGUGUAGCUAUUGACUUUACAUUUUUGAUUAACUCGUGAUUUAUUUUGAGAUUUUUGGGU